Neohortaea acidophila is the source of this 3018-nucleotide messenger RNA. RefSeq names its product aminopeptidase-like protein. Gene Ontology annotation, cellular component: cytoplasm. The coding region runs from base 228 to 2957 and encodes 909 amino acids. Gene Ontology annotation, biological process: peptide catabolic process; proteolysis. Lineage: Eukaryota; Fungi; Ascomycota; Dothideomycetes; Mycosphaerellales; Teratosphaeriaceae. Gene Ontology annotation, molecular function: metalloaminopeptidase activity; zinc ion binding; peptide binding. The record is from RefSeq and is a predicted model, not a curated record. The transcript has 4 exons.
CGUGGAACGCUACCCCGUGGAUCACUCCGCAGAUCCACCUUCCCCGAGUCAUGCAUGCAUGCAAGCAUCGAUGGCUCAGGCAACCGUGCAAAUUUGGACACCGCGAAGACGGCCUGGCCUGGUAGGUAUAUCUAGCAUUCGAGGGUUUUCAAUCCAUCUCGGCAAAUAUCAGACUCGAUGAUCCAACCGAAAACUACUCCACUCCUCAGUCCGUAAUUCAUUGCAGCAUGGCCGACGACCACAACCGUCUUCCCGCGUGGGUAAAACCACAGCACUACCAUUUGUCUCUUUUCGACCUCGUCACCAAGGAUCCUUGGACAUAUCAAGGCCGUGUCCGCAUUGAGCUCGCGCUUCAACGUGAGACUAAAACCAUCACACUGCACGCGCGCUAUCUUCAAAUCCACGCCGCCGAGAUAUUGAUUAAAUCUGCCAAGGCUGAGGAGACACUCAAAGCCAUUGACAUCAUUCACGAUGCUCACAAGCAGCGAUGUACCUUCACCUUUGACCGCACCGUGCCAGCCACCACCGACCAUAAUGCCAUCUUGUCCAUCAGCUUCCAGGGCACGAUGAACGAUGACCUGGUGGGCUUUUAUCGAUCUACGUAUGAGAUCGAUGAGGACGACGAUGAUGACGAUGAAGACGAUGAGGAUGAUGACGAUGAAGGUGAUGAAGAUGAAGAUGACGAUGAGGACGAGGGAAAGUACUCAAUGUUCAGCACCCAAUUCCAACCCUGCGAAGCGCGGCGAGCCUUCCCAUGCUUCGACGAGCCCAACUUGAAAGCGACGUUCGAUUUCGAGAUUGAAACUCCCGCCGACAUGAUUGCCUUGAGCAAUAUGCCGGUCAAGAAAGUCUCCCCUUCGGCCGCUGCCCACGGCCGCAGUCUCACCGUCUUCGAGCGAACGCCCAUCAUGAGCGUGUAUCUGCUCGCCUGGGCGGUGGGUGAUUUCGAGUACAGCGAAGUUCGUACUACCCAGCCAAGCGGCCGCACUUUGCCAAUUCGGCUCUACACCACCAAGGGACUCAAAGCACAGGGCCGCUUCUCGAUUGAGCUGGCGGAGAAAGUCGUGCCCUACUUCACGGAGAAAUUCGAUAUCGAGUAUCCGCUUCCUAAGCUUGAUAUGCUAGCAGUCCAGGACAUGGCGGACAGCAUGGAGAAUUGGGGUCUGCUGACAUUCGAGAUGAUUGCGCUGCUAUUUGACCCUGCCACAUCUGACCCGUCGAGCAUCAGCGAGGUGGCCUAUACUGUGGCGCACGAGAUUGCUCAUCAAUGGUUUGGAAACCUCGUCACUAUGGAUUGGUGGGAUGAUCUCUGGCUGAACGAGGGCUUCGCCACCUGGGCCGGAUGGCUCGCAAUAGACCACUUUUUCCCACAAUGGAACGUCUGGGCGGGAUUCGUGGCCAAUGAUAUGCAAGACGGGCUUGAAUUGGAUGCAUUGCGAUCGAGCCAUCCCAUCCGGGUUCCGGUGGACGAUGAUCUGGAAGUCGACUCGAUCUUUGACUCGAUUUCUUACGACAAGGGCUGCUCAUUGAUUCGAAUGGUAGUCGCUCACAUGGGGGUGUCGCCAUUCUUGCAGGGAGUCUCGAACUAUUUGAAACAGCAUUCGUACGGCAAUACGAAGGCUGAAGAUCUAUGGGCGGCUCUGAGCCAAGUUUGUCAGGAGGAUCUACUACCAUUUGUCUCCGGCUGGGUUGGAGAAGUCGGCUUCCCGGCUCUGACGGUCGAGCAAGACGCCUCUUCCAAAGCCCUGCAAUUGCAACAGCGCCGCUUCGGCUAUGCCGACCUUUCCGCUAUCGACUCCGGCAAGACCUUGUGGUGGAUCCCACUCACCCUUGCGAGCAGGAAAGACAAAAUGUUCUUCAAAAGCCGGCAUAUGAUUCUACCCGAGGGCGUGGACUUGCCUCGCGUCCCAAACGUCGACUAUGCCGGCUUCUUCCGCACCAGCUUUUCCCCUCGUCAACUUCAAUUGGUGGCUCAGGAUCUUGGUCUGCUCUCCGUGACAGAACGAGCCGGGCUCGUUGCGGACGUCUCGGCGCUCGCGGCAGCAGAGACUUCCGAGGUCAACACGGCUACACUCUUCGAGUUCUUGGAGGCCUUUCGAGACGAAGACAACUACCAUGUAUGGAGCACAAUCCUCUCCAGCGUGGCAUUCGUGCAGUCCAUGUUCUCCCAUCACGCUGCAAUCAGCAAAGGACUCGACCGCUUCAUCCGAGACCUCACCUCCAAAGCAGCAGCGAAAUUCGGCGGCUGGCCCGACUCAACCACCGCUGCAGCCAAAGCACCAAUCGACUACCUCCCCGGCGAGCUGCGAAAAGAACUCCUCCUAACCCUAGGCCUAGCAGGAGACGAAGCGGUCGUGUCGCAGUCAAUCCAACGCUUCAAGUCCUUCUUCGCGGACAAAAAGCGUUCCGCAAUCCCGCCAUCCCUCCAGCCCGCCGUCUUCCAAGUGGCCGUCAAACACCUCGGCCGCGAAGCGUACCAUUUGCUGCGAAAGGAGUACUCCCAAACGACGUCCAUUGAUGGCGAAGAGAUGAUUCUGGAAGCAAUGGCUGAAGCACUACAGCCUGAGCUCGCCGCGGAGUUUCUGCACUUCACAUUCAGCGACGACGUGGGGAUUCAGAAUGCGGGGACUGCGACGAGUAGUCUGGCGGCGAAUCCUGAUGUGAGGGUGCGCGAGGCUCUGUGGGCGUAUAUCCGGGAGAACUGGGAGAUGGUUUAUGCGCGGCUGGGAGGGUCGAUGGUCGUUUUUGAGCGGUUCAUUCGCGGGUCGUUGGAGACGUUGACGUCGGAUGAGACGCGGAAGGCGAUUGAGGAGUUCUUCCGAAACAAGGAUACUACCGGGUAUGGAAGGGGGGUUACGAUUGCUGUGGAGAAGAUUGGGAAUAAUGCGCGGUAUAUUGCGCGGGAUGAGGGUGUGCUUCAGGAGUAUCUUGGGAGGAAGGGAUAUAUUUCUGGUUAGAAAUUAGAAAGUAUAGAUAGAGCAUAAGAAAGUUAGAUGAUAGCCUUACAACCAGUGCGUG